AUGGCUUCAAGCCCAGAUACUGGUCCACGAGGGCUCGUCGCAGUCAACCGCACCUCCAGCAACGAAAGCAGUACUUCUGGCCGGCUGUCAUCCCCCCAAGUCCAGUCGCGGAGGAAUGCCGAACGUCCUCCACAGAUCAACGGCAACACGUACUCACAAUCGCGUGGUCAGGGACGUGCUGGGCGGAAACGGAAACGACCUCAGUUGGAGAUCUCUCAUCUAAGUCGCCGACGUGUCCACCAUGACGGCGGUCAAGGAUUACCUAUACCCAUUGACGACAGUGGUGGGCCACGCCAGCCGUCGUAUGGCAGCAGCCCGCCUCCGAGCGAGACACAAAACCGACCACCCUACCCUGGUCAACCACAAUGGCCGUCACAACAAAGUCAAAAUUCUGAUGGCUCAGAACAUCCUCCCUCUCAUUCUGCGGUCAAUAGAUCAGAAUUACCACCUGCGCCAAACCCACGAGAUACGUCCAGACCGCCAACGGAUGCCAGUUCUUACCCUCCACAUCCUCCAGCUUCUUAUCAAGCUCAGCCUCCAGCUCAAAUGCCGUAUCCGCAGUAUGCCGUACCUCAGCCUCCAACCACUGAUGUUACGGCCCCACCAUCAACUCCUCUGCUACAACGGCCACGCUGGUGGCAACAGUCGCAGCAGCCUCCAUAUCCGCCUAUGUUCCCUGCCCCCUCUUCAAGUCAUCCCACUCCUGCAGCUAAUACACGAGUGUCUUCCUCCGGCUUCCAUCCUAGCUCCAGCUUCAAAGUUUCAAGUCGAGAAGACGUGGAGAAGUCCAAGAUGCUGAGGUCGGUGUAUUACAAUCACUUUGAUCCGACCCUGCAGUAUGAACGUCAACGAUGCGGGCGGGCCGUUGAACGGUACAAUGCAGCCUGCAAGCUGGACAGUGGGCUUUCCGAGCAAGGAGUGCGCGACGUAUUGAUCAAGGUCAUUGAUCCAAGCCAAGACACGACGCACAAGUUCCCAUCACAACAUCAUGGCAAGGGUCAUGUUGGUCUCGGAGUCCAAAUCGAGGCACCUUUCACGUGCACAUAUGGGUACAACCUCAGAAUCGGGGAUGAUGUGUAUGUGGGUAAGGGCUGCACAUUUGAUGAUGCCGGCAUAAUUGAAAUAGGACCUCGAACAGUCAUCGGUCCUGGCGUCACCAUCUUGACGACCGACUACUGUGACGACCCUGUCCAUCGAAAAGGGACAAAGGGGUACUGGAUUGCCAAGGAUGUGUACAUUGCUUCGGGAGUGAUCAUUGGCGCUAAAGCUGUGAUCUAUCCGGGUGUGAAGAUCGAGGGAAUUGCCACGGUAGACCACUGCGCUGUUGUUCGGAGCUAG
Molecule: messenger RNA, 1338 nt
Organism: Exophiala xenobiotica
Lineage: Eukaryota; Fungi; Ascomycota; Eurotiomycetes; Chaetothyriales; Herpotrichiellaceae
Exons: 2
Coding region: 1-1338 (445 amino acids)
Molecular function (GO): acetyltransferase activity
Source: RefSeq, a predicted model, not a curated record